Molecule: messenger RNA, 1335 nt
Organism: Aspergillus versicolor CBS 583.65
Lineage: Eukaryota; Fungi; Ascomycota; Eurotiomycetes; Eurotiales; Aspergillaceae
Exons: 3
Coding region: 1-1335 (444 amino acids)
Biological process (GO): carbohydrate metabolic process
Molecular function (GO): polygalacturonase activity
Source: RefSeq, a predicted model, not a curated record
AUGAGAGGCUACUUUUAUGCCCUGGCGGCCUUCGCCCCGAUUUUCGUACAGGCACAGCUUUCCGGGAGUGUCGGCCCCCUCGUUGACUACACCAAGAAGGCGAAGCAUAAGAUCUGCGAUGUCACUGACUACGGCGCCAAGGCGGACGGCAAGAAGGACAUUGGUUUUGCUAUCCUCAAGGCCUGGGACGACUGUGCUUCUGGCGGCCUAGUUUACAUCCCACCGGGAGAGUAUGCGCUGCGUCAGGAACUCGAGCUCAAGCACGGUAAAUCAUCUGCCAUUCAGCUGGACGGUGUCAUCUACCGUGAUUUCGAUAGUGAUUACCAGCUCUUUCUAUUCCGGGAUUGUGAAGACUUCGAGUUCUUCAGUGGAAACUCCAAGGGAGCAAUCCAGGGAUAUGGCUACAAAUAUCUGCGGAAUGGAAAGUAUGGGGCACGUCUAUUUCGGUUCCAGAACGUGAAAGACUUCUCUGUCCACGGGUUUGCAGCUAUUGACUCUCCGGCCUACUAUUUCGUUUUCGAUACCUGCUCCAACGGUGAAGUCUACAAUAUUAUUGCUCGAGGGGUGGCGCAGCUUGGAGCCACCGAUGCUUUCGAUUUCUGGGGCGACAACAUAUGGGUGCAUGACAUCGAAGUCACCAAUGGCGACGAGUGCGUGACAGUCAAGUCACCAGCUCACAACUUCCUCAUCGAAGACAUCUACUGCAACUUAAGUGGCGGCACGGCCAUUGGGUCUUUGGUGAAGGACACCGAUAUCAGUGACAUCCACUACCGCAAUUUGUACAUGAACCAGGCAGAUCCGGCCUAUGUGAAAAGCCACAACGGCGAUGGCUCUCUGAAGAAUGUGCUUUGGGAAAAUAUCAUUGUACACGGUGGGCCUUACGUCCUGGCAUUGAACCAGGCAUGGGGAGAUGAUGUUGGUGGCAAGGGUGUCCAGCUGUCCAAUCUGACAUUCAAGAACUGGCACGGCGAGAAUGCUGAGCGCAGCCGUCCUGUCAUCCGUCUGGAAUGCGACGAGGAUGUCCCCUGCUACGACAUUACUAUAGAGGAUGUCAACCUCUGGACUCAGGAUGGCGACUACGUGGAGUGGACAUGCGAAAACGCGUAUGGAUCGGGAGCCUGCUUGGAAAGCGAUUCUGAAAAGAUGACCGCGUACUCCACUACUAAAACCGUCACCAAGACUCCAUCCCAUUCAGCAACUACGAUGCCGCACGAUCUCGCCAGUCCCCUCCCCUCCGACCACUCCUUCACCAUCCCGGCCAUGCCUACAAGCUUCUUUCCUGGCGAGACCCCGGUUUCGAAGUUGCUGAGCUUGUCUGCCGCUGGCGGAUUGUAG